AUAUCUUGACCAUAGAGUACUUUUUACAUUACAUAUCAAUAACUAAACAAGGAAACAUAGUGAAACCAAAUUAUGUGAUUAGUGACAAAUACCAAACUAUAGUGAAUAAAAUGAAACAGAUAAGGCGAACAUAAUUCUCAUACAAGUGAUACAACUCCCCCUCUCAAUUCCUCUCCUAACUCCUAAGAACUUGUAUCCAUUAGAAUAACAAAGGAGGGAAAAAAAAAGUACACUUAAAUUAAACUGAAUUAAACAAAAUCAAAUUGGCAGAGACAAAUAUUCUUGCUGUGCGGCUUGUAAUAAAUUUAAUCCAUCACCAAAAAAAAAAAAAAAAAAAAAAAAAGGAGUAUUUAUUUGCCUCUUCUUCAAUUCAAUUCUCUCUCAUCACUUUAAUUUCUCUCACACAAACACACACACACACUACACUCAUCCAUCCAAACGCAGACAAACAACUUCUAGUCAUAGAGAGAGAAACCUAACUCAUUUCAGACAUUCCUUUUUCAAAAAAACAAACAAUUUCACCUCUACUUUUAAUCUUAAUUUAAACACCAUUUUUUUCUUCCACUUUUUUUUUUUUUUUUUGGGUCUUCUGCUUCUUCUUCAUCUAUUCAUGGACACCGCUCAAUGGCCUCAGGAGAUAUUAGUGAAACCAAUGGAAGAAAUGAUCCCCAAUACAUGCUCAUCCUCAGCUACAACCCAAAUUACAAACAUCAACACUAAUAUCAGUAGUAGUAAUAACAAUAACAACAACAAUUCGAAACCGAGUUCUACUUCUUUGGAGAGGAAAGUAAGGCCUCAAAAAGAUCAUGCCGUAAAUUGUCCGAGGUGCAAUUCAACCAACACCAAGUUUUGCUACUACAACAAUUACAGCCUUACUCAACCAAGGUACUUUUGCAAGACUUGUAGAAGGUAUUGGACCGAAGGCGGAUCUUUGAGAAAUAUCCCUGUUGGUGGUGGUUCUAGGAAGAACAAUAGAUCAUCGACUUCAGCGUUGUCAUCAUCGUCGUCGAAAAAGCUUUCUUCUCAUGAUUUGGUUGCUGCACAACAACAAUCACAUCAUUUUGUUCAUCAAAACCCUAAUAACAAGAUCCACCCUCAUCAUCAUCAACAGCUUCAUAAUUUGCAUCAUCAAGGUCAAGAUUUAAACUUGGGGUUUCCACCAAAUCAGCAAGAAUUCAGAAGUCUUUCUGAAUUCAUGCAAUUGCCUAGUAUUGAAACUACAAAAACCCAAAUUCCAAAUUCUGCCAAUACUACUACUAAUACUAAUAAUAAUAGUACUGAUGGUAGUAGUGCUGCUACUAAUCAUCAUCUUUCGGCUUUGGAGCUUUUGAAUGGUCUUACAUCCUCUAGGGGACUAACUCCCUUCAUGCCGAUGCCGGUUCCGGUCCCGGAUCAUCCCAAUGGCAAUAGUGUUGGUGUUGGUGGUGGUGGUGGCGGCGGCGGUGUCUAUCCAUCCGGGUUUCCCUUACAAGAUUACAAGCCAAGUUUGAAUUUUUCACUAGUUGAAGGGCUUGGAGAUGGGUAUGGGAGUUUACGACAAGGAGAAGUGCACCAACAUCAACAAGUAGUAUCUGAUCAUCAACAACAACAAACAGCUAAUGGAAGGCUUUUGUUUCCUUUUGAAGAUUUAAAGCAAUCUACUAGUGGUGAUCAUAAUACUACUAAUAAUAAUAGUACUAACAAUAAUAAUAAUAAUAAUAAUAAUAGUGGUGAUAAUCAUCAUGAACAAAAUGGUGAACAAGGAGAUGAUUCAACACCUGGGUAUUGGAGUGGCAUGUUGGGUUCUGGAGGAUCUUGGUAGCUUUACUCAAGAUUUGCACAAAUUAUGGAGUAAUUAAUAUGUUUUUUUUUUCUUUUAAUUAAUUUUCUUGUUUUUAAUCUCUUAAAUCUGAUCUAUCUCCUUUGUUCUUUUAGAUUUUCUUAAUGGGGUGAUAUCUGAUAUGACUUGUUUUGAAGGUUUUUUUUUUUUUUUUUU
This is a messenger RNA of Chenopodium quinoa (quinoa), 1975 nucleotides long. Its product is annotated as dof zinc finger protein DOF1.8-like. Gene Ontology annotation, molecular function: DNA-binding transcription factor activity; DNA binding. Bases 611 to 1801 code for a protein of 396 amino acids. The record is from RefSeq and is a predicted model, not a curated record. Gene Ontology annotation, biological process: regulation of DNA-templated transcription. The transcript is spliced from 2 exons. Lineage: Eukaryota; Viridiplantae; Streptophyta; Magnoliopsida; Caryophyllales; Amaranthaceae.